Owenia fusiformis is the source of this 1532-nucleotide messenger RNA. Lineage: Eukaryota; Metazoa; Annelida; Polychaeta; Sabellida; Oweniidae. The record is from the annotation of a GenBank genome assembly.
AUGGAACUAUCGUCAAUCAGUCGUUUCAACACAUGGAAAAUGGAAAGCGAAGAAACUAAAAAUUCAACUUUCGCUGGCCUUGGGCUCAAUGAUUGGCUUGUUGACCAAGUAAACGCUUUGGGGAUGCAUAGACCAUCACCCAUUCAACAUUUCUGUGUACCGAAAAUACUGGAUGGUUCAGAUUGUAUUGGGUGUGCAAAGACUGGAAGUGGCAAAACUGCGGCAUUUGCUCUCCCAAUUCUCCAGAAGCUUUGUGAAGAUCCAUAUGGUAUAUUUGGACUCGUCAUAACACCUACAAGAGAGCUCGCAUUCCAGAUAGCCGAACAGUUCAAUGUUUUGGGAAAACCUAUAGGAAUAAAGGUGAUUGUUAUCACUGGGGGAAGAGAUUCUGUCUUACAAGGAAUUGAACUAUCACAGAAGCCCCAUAUUGUCAUUGCAACCCCUGGACGCCUGGCAGACCAUAUUGAAAACACACAACAUGUGAGCUUUAAGAAGAUACGAUUUCUGGUCCUCGAUGAAGCUGAUCGACUUCUGGAAGAUAACUUCAAUGAACAGCUGGAAACAAUAUUUUCUGUAUUACCGAAAAAGCGCCAAACAUUGCUGUUUAGUGCAACAUUUACAGAGACAUUGAGAGAACUUCAAGAUGUAGCUUUGAAUACACCAUUUGUAUGGCAUUGUACUGCACCGGUGGCAACAGUAGAUCAGCUUGACCAGAGAUAUGUCCUCAUGCCAGCUGACGUAAAAGACGCAUACCUAGUCCUCAUUGUGAAAAAUUUCUUGGAGAAAAAAACCAGAAGUGCAAUCAUGAUUUUCUCAAGUACUUGCAAGUAUGUUCAGAUCCUAGGAAUGGUGUUUAGAGAGGUUGGUAUACCUGCUGUUGUCAUUCAUUCCCAGAUUGCACAGAAACUCCGCCUCUCUUCAUUGGCAAGAUUUAAGUCGCACCAAGCACGUGUUCUAAUAGCCACUGAUGUUGCCAGUAGGGGUCUAGAUAUCCCAACAGUGGAUCUUGUGGUGAACCACAAUGUCCCCAAUGUGCCAAAGAAUUAUGUGCAUAGAGUUGGACGAACUGCUAGAGCUGGCAGAGGUGGAAUGGCUCUAACACUUGUCACUCAAUUUGAUGUCAAACUGGUUCAUGCAAUUGAAACACAUAUAAAUACAAAGAUGGCUGACUAUCCUGUUGUAGAGGAAGAGGUGACAAAAAUUCUCACUGAAGUGAAUGUUGCGAAACGAGAAGCAGAAAUUAAACUUGAUGAGAAAGACUUUGGUGAGGCGAAAUCUAUCAACAAGAGGAAAAAGUUGAUUCUGGAGGGAAAGGAUCCUGAUGCAGAUGAUAGAAGGAAAGAAAAGCAGGCUCGGCAUAAGGAAAAACCAACAACUUCACAAAAAUCUCACAAUGGUAAAAUUAAGAAGGACACAAAAACCAAACACACUCAUAAAAAGCAUAAAUCAAAGACGAGCAAAUCAAAAAUUGAAACAGCAUAACUGAAUGGAGAAAUGGUGUAUAUACUGUGUAGAAUAAAAUGAAAUAUUAU